CGUUUAAGGCUCAUUUUUACCGAAGACACUGUGCCCCCACCCAUGUCACUGGUGUGGCGGUGGUUUCUUCGUUUGCAUGUGCAAUGGCGAUGUGUCAACGUCAGUGUCAGAACUCCAAAGAGUUAAUAGCUCAUCUGAAGAGCCAUAUUGUGGAAGGACACGUGGUCACUUGUCCAGUAAGAGGAUGCACAAAUACCUUUAGAGUUAAAUCAUCUUUUACUGCUCACAUGUCUCGUAAACACAGAGAGUUUUCAGACAGCAGCAUUGGUAAUUUAUAUAGAGAGUCUGCAUGUCAAUCAUCAUCUGUUCCAACCACAUCAGAUGACUUUGUACCCUUGAUUUCCGAGCCUGCUGCACAGUCUAUUACAGAUGAAGAUAACAUGGAAAUGCCCCCUGAAUUCUGUGAUCUUUUUCUGAGAAACGUUUUACUAUUCUACUUAAAAUUGCAGGGUCAGUUUCUACUGCCUGCUUCAACCAUACAGAACAUUGUGGAGGAAAUGCAGAACAUACAUGAGUUGGGACAGACAUACAGUUUGGGUAAACUUGCAUCACUGUUAAAAGAUGACACAUCAUUAUCAGAGGAGGACAUCAACAAAGUCUGCGAGUCUGUCAAAAGCUAUGAUCUUUUUUCUGCAUGUCAUACCGGGCCAUUGAGGACAGUGCACUCCAGAGCUCAGACCUUUAAAAAAGCCUUCAACUAUGUGGAACCAAAGAAAAUAUUUUUAGGGAGAGAUGAAAACAGAAAAGAUAGGUUUGCCUAUUAUGUGCCUUUAAGAGAGACUUUGAGAUGUCUGCUAGAGUCUGAUCUGUGGCAGAAAUCAGAAGAGCCCUCUACUGAGCCUCCUGCUGAUGUUCUGUGUGACAUAAGUGAUAGUAAGCUGUUUAAAUCAAAUGAUUUUUUUGGUCAAAACCCAUCAUGUCUCAAGCUAGUACUCUACCAGGAUGCCUUUGAAGUUGUUAACCCUUUAGGCUCUGCAAGGACAAAACACAAGGUAUUAGCUGUAUAUGCAUCAGUGGCAAACUUGCCACUUCAUGUACGCUCAGACACAGAUCACAUGUCUCUUGUCUUACUGUGCAGGGAGAAAGAUUUUAAAGAGUUUGGUCAUGCUAAUGUGUUCUCUGAAUUACUGGCAGACUUGAAAGAAUUGGAGGACAGUGGGAUUGUUGCAUCAGAUGAAACUAGAGUCAAAGGAACUUUGUUUUGCAUUGCUGGUGAUAAUCUGGGCUCUCACUGUAUUGGUGGCUUCACUGAAAACUUUAGUUCUUCAAAGUACUUCUGCAGGUACUGCCUGAUAACGAAAUCUGAAUUUCAGGGUGCUGACCCAAAUCUGUGUGGACCAGAACGUACCAAAGAGAACUACAACUCUGCUGUUGAUCGCCUCCAGAUUGACAACACACCAGACGUCGAAGGAGUGAAGUUCAGACAUCUCGGAAAUGGGGGACAGCAUAAGAAGUUCCAUUACUAAGGUGCUGCCGGACCUGUCUGUCUCAAUCCUUGAAAUUGUACUGGAGGCACUACAAUCAUUAGGAGUGGAGACAUCUGAGGACUUGCAGUUCAUCAGUGAGACUGAUCUGAACUCUGUCCUGAGACCAGUUCAGGCAAGAAAACUGCUGGCUGCCUGGAAACAAACCACACCAAAUAUGGAAAUUUCAAGCCAGGCCAGCAUAUCGUCUCCAUCUUCUUGCUCCUCAUUUUCUGCCUCCCCCUCACCCAGUCCAAUAUAUUCUCUAGACUGGGUAGAUAACUUUAGAAUUCCAAGUGAAGAUUUUCCAGAAGACUUGAUCCAGUGUCUUCAGAGAGAGAAAAGACCAAAGCCUCGACUGCGGAGGGAGAUGAUCCGCAUCAUUGUGAAGGAGAUGAUGAAAGCCUGUGCCUCUCCAAGUAGAAGAGCCUCGACUGAAAUUGCAAAAAAACUGGUUGCGAUGUAUCCCAAGUCACUGCAGGAUGUCAUAGAGGGGGAUGUGGUAGGACAGGGGUACCACUCUUUGGUAAAACAGAUUCAGGCACGAAUUGAAAAUGUGAAGAGGUCUACUUUACCAGUGUUACAGAAGCGCAAACAGGGAGGAUCAGAUGACACCGAUGAAGUGACACCUGAAAAGCGAGCAUCUGUUCAAGACACAUAUGGCUGCAUAAAGUGGGACAUGAAGUUUUUGCCAGUCAGUGAGACACUGGAAACCCAGCAGGAGAAGAAGGAACGUAUGAAGAUUCUCAUUGAACAGACAAGCUUCAGUCAUGAAGAAGUAAAAACUAAUGAAAUGCACCUACUACUCUCAGCGCAAAGCAAUAAACAGCGGAGCAGACAUGCAAACCCUCAAAGAAGAGUGGCCUUUUUUGUUUCAGGCGAUUGGAAUGACAGUCCAUUUUGAAGAACUUACUGGGGUACCGCUGAAAGAGACUUUCCUCACCAGUCUGGAAAAGAAGGGAAAACGGCUUCUGGACUUUCUGAAAACCACUUGUGCAGACAAGAGCAAGCGUGUCUUGGAGGCUGUCAUAAAGCUUCGAAUGCAGAGGGGACAGCUGAAGGGCUGCUCAGAAGACGUGAAAGAUAUGAUGCUCCUCCUCCUCUCCUAUUUUGAUGAAAAAGAGGAGACCCUCUUCCACUAUGUUGAUGAAACAUGUCUGGCAAAAGAAGUCCAAGUGGAAAGCCUGCCUGUGACACCAUGUAUCAUUGUUUGUGGAUCCUCCUGCUUUGCAUCGAGACUGUUCAUGCUCAGCAUUGACCACAAAGUUGUAAAUGACCAAAUAACUGACUUCAUCUCUGCAAUCUGUCUGAUGCUUGGUAGCUACUACUGCCUGAACAUCCACUAUCCCCUGGAACUUGGCUCCACACUUGAAUUUCUUCAGAGGUGUUUCUUCAACAUUAACCCAGAGAAGGGAACAAAAGUUGAAAAAACUAAGAAGAAGACACUGCAUGUGAACCCAAGAGUACUUACCCUCAUCGCUGAUCUCUCUGAUCACGAGUGGCGAGAGACCGUUUAAAGACAUUUUGAACAGAUCGGUACAGUCAGUUUAACUGUACCUUGACUGGGAACUACUGUGUUGUUUAUGUUUUCAGUUAUCCCAGCUGAUAUUGAGUACUGUGCUCUUACCUGAUUUCUGUUAUCACAGGCAUGCUUUUCAGAGGUUUUGACCAUAUAUCUUUAAACAAUCCCUCUAACUAGGGAUUGUUACUGAGAACUGUACUUUUGAUGUUUCAGAGAUGUUCUAUAUUCUAUACAACAGAGUUUAAACUAUUUGAAUUUUGUAUUGCCCUAAUUAGCAAACAAGUUAAGUGUUGCACUGAACUGUUAACAUUGAACUUUAAACAGCACUGUCUGUUGCAAACAUUACUUGACUUUACUUGUUAUUAUAGCAUUUUGUAACUGUACGUUUCUGCAAAAGUGAUGUCGCAAGCUUAUGUGCUUGUUCAAAUUCAUGUUUUCCUGAAAAUGGUUAAUAUACAUUUGUUAGUUGACUAUAAGUGUAGACCUUAAGCAGUUUUGGCUUUCUUUUUUCAUAAUGCCAGGAGAAGCUUUAGAUGCUUGUUUUGCCUUUAUUUGUUUAAAGCAAUAUAUUUGACUAGCAGCAAGUGUGUGGAGGUCAAAAUAUGUUCAAGACAAUAAAAAUGUCAGUGAAGGACAUCUGAAAUUCUGUUGCAGUGGUUUUCUGAUGCAUGUGUUUUAAGGUUUAAGGGUGGUGGCACAGCUAAGACCCAAGAGUCUCUUUCAAGACACUGAAUUUGAGCAGAAACCAUAAGGAUACUCAAAGGACCUGUGACUCUCAGGAAAUGCAUCAAAUGAGAGGGACAGAUGAAACAGUUUCAAGACAAUGGCAGGAAAAACAUGCUGAAGAUUGAAACAAACCUUGGCUGGAAAUAUUUGAAGGUAUCUAGCCAGUCCACAAUGAAAGCUUCGGUGCACCCCAUGAGUCUUCUGGCAGAAAUGAUGGCGCCUGUAUUCUUUGGUUUCCCUAAACAUCACACCCUGCCUGUUUAUACGAGGCUCUUCAAUUAAGUCUGCACCCAAAGAUUCAAUAAGAGAGGGGAUCCUGCCAGUCCAAAGUGAACUCCUGAUGGACAUUGAAGUACUCCUGCAGAGCUUGUAUCUUCGACACCAUGCGCAUUAGAAACUCCACUGAGUCCUUUCCUUCACCAAGGCAGGACCCAGUGACUCAUUACUGUUGAUAGGUCAGGGGCAGGUAAUAUUUUGUUUCAUGUUUAUUCAUUCCUCCAUGGAUUACCAGCCAUAUAUAUGGACACAUGCUGUAUUCUCAAGAUCUAUGCUGUUUUGUAGGAAUAGAGAAAAUGAUAUGUUUAGUCUGUUUUCAAAUAGUAUGUCAAAUUUUCUCAUUGUUUAUCAGUAAUAUUCACUACCUUGGCUAUAUAUGAGCAUCUUUAGGUUUUUCUAUAUUUAGCGGUUGCAAAUGUAAAAUGUACGGUAAACCAUUUAUGUUCCUCAUAUUGUACUGUAUUUUUAGCGGUAAAAUACCGGCAGCUGUGGUUGCCAGGAAUUUACCGUAAAAUGUAUCUGGUCAAAAUAAAAUGCUGUAAUUUGUUA
Molecule: messenger RNA, 4536 nt
Organism: Oreochromis niloticus (Nile tilapia)
Lineage: Eukaryota; Metazoa; Chordata; Actinopteri; Cichliformes; Cichlidae
Exons: 9
Coding region: 1435-2367 (310 amino acids)
Source: RefSeq, a predicted model, not a curated record